UCCUAAACUGAUGUUAGUGUUUCGUCGGCCAGUCAGCGGCUGGUCGCACUCGUGUUCAGAUCGCGGCGGGCAAAACCGGUGUGGACGUACAAAAUGGCGUUCGUUGUUAUUUGCUUUUUGGCGGUAAUAUGCAGUUUGCUACAUCAAGGUCUAACUAUCACAUGCUACCAAUGCAACAGCCACAACGACUCCCGCUGUCUCAUGGACAACCUGCCGCCUUCGCUGAAGCUGCCGUGCGGCCCCAAGGACACCAUGUGCAGGAAAAUCUCGCAGGUGGUGGAGUUCGAGAUGAACGGCAUGCCGCCAGACAGCAGGGUCAUCAGGGGAUGUGGCUGGGAUGAAAGUAGUUACAAGGGUCGGUGCUACCAGCGCUCUGGCUUCGGCGGCAGACAAGAAGUCUGCUCAUGCACGGAAGACGGCUGCAACUCGGCUUCCAUACCAGUUGGAGCCACAGCGCUGAUGCUUCUCACAUUCGCGCUCCUGAGAUUCUAGUCGAAGAAACCACACCAGUAACUAGGAUAGCCAAAGCUUAUUCACUUAACAUCGAAUGUUAUGAAUGUGUUCAGUAAAAAGAUUGAGAAAGAAGGAAUCUCAAAGUAGAGGAAUCGAGUCAGAAGAUUAAACUGCAUGAAAAAGUCGACACAAAAUCUAAUGCUUUUAAAGCUGAUAAUUCUAGAUCAAAUAUAAACUAUUUGGCUGUCAAUGUCUAUUUCUUGUAGAUCAACACAAAAAUGAAUCGUAUUGCUGUUUAUGUUGGAUUCCGUAAAGAACGUAGUCUGGCUAAUGAAAUAAAUAAAGAUAGGUGUAAAAUAGAUGUUAUAAUUAGACUUAACGCUGUAUUAAAUGUAGAUACUGUAUAUGUUACGUGAGCGUAUGAACAUGUUAAACAAAUUAACACAACACUGUAAAUAGAUGAUAAAGAUUUCAUUUUACACCUUUGUUUCUAGAGUAAGUUUGAAUCUUAUUUCUUUUGACAUAAAAUCGCAUGGAAAUACAAUGUUUUGCAGAUGGUAAUGAGUUACCUAACAUGAAUGUGCGUGAAACCAUUAUUGUUAUGUUUUGUUUAUGAUGUGUUUAUUAAAAGGAUUUAUUUCUUU
This is a messenger RNA of Manduca sexta (tobacco hornworm), 1097 nucleotides long. RefSeq lists its product as uncharacterized. The coding region runs from base 94 to 492 and encodes 132 amino acids. NCBI's taxonomy places the organism in Eukaryota, Metazoa, Arthropoda, Insecta, Lepidoptera, Sphingidae. Gene Ontology annotation, biological process: sleep; regulation of synaptic transmission, cholinergic; positive regulation of voltage-gated potassium channel activity. The record is from RefSeq and is a predicted model, not a curated record. The transcript has 3 exons.